UUGUGCUUCCAGGGAAACCUCCGCACGCCCUACCCGGGGCUGCUCUCGGUUGCCUGCUCGCCGCCCGCCGCCCGGGGCCCAUUCCAGCUUGCUUAGCUCCUAGCGACCCAAAUUCCGGCCCUGCCCCCGCUCCGCCCGCGUCCGCAGCUAGUGCGGCAGCCGCGGCCGCCCUGGUCCAGGCUCCGCGCUGGGACCGACCUCGUCCAGCGCCGGGCGGAGCGCGCAGCCGGAGCGCUUGGGAGAACAGAGAUGGAGACCCGACUGCCGCUCGCCGGGACCUGCUGAGCUUCUGCGGCUGCCGAGUUCACUUUACAUUUACUUUGACAAAGGCAAAUUUGGAGACAAUUACUUAAGAACAGUUUGUAUAACAUCUGGAUAAUCAAAAUAGUCACAAUGAAGCACUUCCUGAGAGUUCUGUUGGAAGAGUGCUAUCUUUUAUUUUUGACAGAAUGCUGAUCCAGGUGUGCCUGUAUUUUUAUUGUAAAUUUUUGUGGCGUUGCCUGAAAUUUGUAAUGAGAAAACUGACUGGAAGAUGUGAACUGCAACGAAUCUGUUAUAAUACCAAGCCUGGAGCUUCUAGAACCAUGAAAAUUGAAACAUCACUGAGAGAUUCAAAAAGUAAGCUAUUACAGACUUCAGUGAGUGUUCACCCUGAUGCUAUUGAAAAAACUAUAGACGACAUCAUGGAACUGAAAAAAAUUAACCCUGACAUAAAUCCACAAUUGGGAAUCUCUCUUCAGGCUUGCCUUCUGCAAAUUGUUGGCUACAGAAACCUUAUUGCAGAUGUGGAAAAACUGCGCAGAGAAUCCUACGAUUCUGAUAAUCCCCAACAUGAAGAAAUGCUUUUGAAGUUAUGGAAAUUCUUGAAGCCCAAUACUCCACUGGAAUCCCGGAUUUCUAAGCAAUGGUGUGAAAUUGGUUUCCAAGGUGAUGAUCCUAAAACAGAUUUCCGAGGAAUGGGACUUUUGGGACUGUACAAUUUGCAGUAUUUUGCAGAAAGAGAUGCUGCAGCAGCUCAGCAGGUCCUCUCUGAUUCUCUUCAUCCCAAAUGCAGCAAAUUCAGCAAAGCAGAAUGGGAGAAGAAAAGGAUGGAUAAAGCAAUUGGGUACUCGUUUGCAAUUGUGGGCAUCAAUAUAACUGAUCUGGCAUAUAAUCUACUGGUGAGCGGAGCUCUAAAAACUCAUUUCUACAACAUCGCUCCAGAAGCUCCAACAUUAUCACACUUCCAGCAAACAUUCUGUUAUUUGAUGCACGAGUUUCAUAAGUUUUGGAUUGAAGAGGACCCUAUGGACAUAAUGGAAUUUAAUCGUGUGCGAGAGAAAUUCCGCAAGAGGAUCAUAAAACAGCUGCAGAAUCCAGACAUGGCAUUGUGCCCGCACUUUGCUGCCUCAGAAGGUUUAAUCAACAUGUAGUCACCCACGCUUGUUUUAAUGGGUAGCCCGGAACACUGCCUCAUUAUUGUGUUAGAUCUCUGCUUAGGUCCCAGCUCAUGCACUGAAUGCACUCAGUGAUUGUAUGCAUGCCUUUUGUUACAGUGUUUUCAUAUCUUGGUCAUAAUUACCAGAUCCCCAGAUACCACAGUGUCUGGAGUAUCUGUCAUCCAGUGACUGCUCAUAUUGUGGCAUCAUGCAGUGUUACAUCUUGCCUUGACACCCAGUAUGGAGAGAGUUUUCUAUUUUUUUAAAUUGUCUUCCUCUCACUCAUAAUUUAGCAUUGAAGAAUUGUAUUUCUCUAGCUGUAUUUUAUAUGUAAAAGAUUUAGCUGAAUUUUGUUCUGUGAAAGCCUUUUAAUUUAUUGAUAUGUUUUGUGACUACAGCUGCUAGCUCUUCAGACCAGGUUCAUGCUUGGACCUCAUUCCAAUAAAGUAUAAGAAUUUAAAAUGAUACAAACAGAUACAGGAUAAGAUAAAUCAUUAUUACAAACACCACUGCACUUCAUGAAAAUGUAACAAGGCUUACAAGAAGCAAAUUUAGGUAGGUGUUGUUUUUGUCUGAAGCACUAUGGAAUUAUACUGUAAUUUACCCCUAGUUGUAAUUGUGGCAUUGUCAUCUGGACAUCGUAUUAUUUUAUUCUCAUAAUUUUACUGGCUUGGAUGCCUAAAUAUGUUUAUGAUGCUUCAGCCUCAGAAAAGAAGUACGCAUACUGCAAAUGCUGCAAAAGCUUAUUCACUGCCUGCCUCUUGCUGAACUCAGAGUUAAACCCAGGCCCUGUUCUGAUCCAAGCAUCUUUGCUUGGGGCACUGAGUGCUGGCUGGUUUGUUCUCUAUGUCAAAAAGUAAUAUUAAAAAAUUUUUUUGCAAGAAACUGUGUGUUGCAAGAGAAGAACCUGACUUAUGAAACUAAUGGCCCUGUCUUUUAUCAGUGGAAGAAGUAAAUUGCUUGGCAGGGAAACAAAAUUAAAUCAUUUUGAAACUGCUUAAAGUCAUCUAAAAACCAUGAUUUAGUUCAGAAUUAUGAUUAUAGUCUGUUGAAUAGUAUUUACCAUGGCAUUUCAUCCCCAUGGUAUUUUAUACCUUCUGACUAUCAAUUUUAGUAUUAUUAGACGUUUGCAUAAUCAUUUGCUUAUUUAAGUGAAUUUUGAGUAUGGCCUAACUCAGUUAUGAAUAAAUUACAUGUCAUUCUACUAUAAUGUAUAGUGGAUUUCAUUUUAAUAUUUUUGUGUUUGUACACCUUCUGAAUAUGCAAAUAUGCGGGUGGGUAGAAUGUCAAAGACUGACAACCUGGAGCUAAAUAUAAAUCAUG
Capra hircus (goat) is the source of this 2741-nucleotide messenger RNA. RefSeq names its product ELMO domain containing 1 (gene ELMOD1). The record is from RefSeq and is a predicted model, not a curated record. Lineage: Eukaryota; Metazoa; Chordata; Mammalia; Artiodactyla; Bovidae. Gene Ontology annotation, molecular function: GTPase activator activity. The coding region runs from base 450 to 1412 and encodes 320 amino acids. The transcript has 11 exons.